This is a messenger RNA of Copidosoma floridanum, 1349 nucleotides long. RefSeq lists its product as uncharacterized. The record is from RefSeq and is a predicted model, not a curated record. Lineage: Eukaryota; Metazoa; Arthropoda; Insecta; Hymenoptera; Encyrtidae.
GCUCCGGCGGUAUAUAUGUAUAUUAUAAGGCUGCUCCUCUCCCUCUCCCCCCCUUCAUCGGAGAGGCACACGCUGUGCGGCACAAGCGACGGCAGUGGUAGUCGGCCAGUCGUGCGUGGAAUGGACACAUGUCGGACGCCACCAAAGGAGCAGGCCAACCAGGUCCGAUGACCUCUGCGUCGUCCUCGGGGCUGCAAACGCCAAUGGCGGAGCAGCACACGUACCACUGCAGCUGUGCCUGGUCGUGCGAGGACGACCCGCCGCCUUACGCCUCCCUCGUCGACCCGAGCCCCGAGCACCACCACCACCAGCAACAGCAGCGAUUGCCGUGGUCGUACGUGUUUCAAAGGUGCGAGACGGACAACCGGACGAUCGCCAGGCCUCUGGUCGCCAUACCCCUCACCAGCUACGGGAUCUUCAAAAUCGAGCCACCCUCGUACACGGCGGCCACGGCCCAGGCGCCACGCCAGCAGUCGAGGAUCGUGCCGGAGCUCGGGCCCGUCGUCAAGUCGUCGUCUGGCUCCAGCCGGAAGUACAGCGCAAUCCUGAUCGCCGCGACGGUCAUCAUUUUCCUCAUGGCUCUGUCGCUGAUGGUCAGACUCGUCACCGAGAAGAGCUUCUGGAGAGGAUAAGCGCCGUCCCUCUCCUCCUAUUUGUCUCUCUGCUGUGAUUUCUCAAGAGAGUGCCUUCGAACGGACACUUUUAUUUUUCUCCUCCAACACUAUAAAUUAUAAGCGAGCGUUUUUUUUAUUUAUUUAUUUUUUUUUUUUAAUGCAUACACGUACACGCGCUCACUCGGAGGCUCGAAAAGAAAAGCAAAAUGUCUGGAUUUGUCUUGCAUCGAUCGUAAGAUUGCGUUAGAUUUAUACAAAAAACAAAACAAAAAAAAAGAGUGAUGGAUCAUAACAUGAUACGUUACGUGUAUGUGUCCACUAAUCGAUAGAUCGGUAGGUGUGCUCUAUACUUUCCUAAGUUUUACUCGAUUUUUGAUAAAUGUAUACUUAACCACGAUGCCAUAGAUAAAUUAUCUACUUCCAUCCGUCCAUAUACGCAUACGUAUAUAUUUAACAAAUACUGAUAAACAAUCAACCGUAUAUAGUAAAAAUGGUUAUACUCAACUUUUCGACUCAUAUCAGGGAACAGCAAAAUAAAACACACACAAUUUCGUCAGACUGACACGAUUAUCAUUAUAUACAUGCAAUUAGUCGGUAAGUCAAGCCUAUAAUAACGUAGCUCGUAAGAUAUAUAUAUAUAUAUAUAUAUAUAUGUGUGUGUAUGUAAUAACGUAUCGUUAUCGCACUGUACUCGUACGCAGCCCAUUGUUGAACAAAAACUUUGUUAUUUAUAAA